Messenger RNA from Argiope bruennichi, 5619 nucleotides. Its product is annotated as (E3-independent) E2 ubiquitin-conjugating enzyme-like. NCBI's taxonomy places the organism in Eukaryota, Metazoa, Arthropoda, Arachnida, Araneae, Araneidae. The record is from RefSeq and is a predicted model, not a curated record. The coding region runs from base 67 to 3804 and encodes 1245 amino acids. The transcript has 23 exons.
UAAGGCCCGCAGAAUUGAAGGUUGGCAACUUCGAUAAAUUUCUGCUCAGUUUCGAUCUCAUCUGUAAUGGCUUCUAUUUGCAAGUUUUUUGACGAAGAUGCUGUUUACAAAAUUAACAAGAAAAAAUUCAUUGAUGUUGGUUUAGUAUUAGAAAAUUCAGAAUAUCUAAGUAGUGAUGACGAACAAUCAGACGAUCCUGAUUAUAAGGACUGGGGGGAGCGUAUGAAAAAAGGACAUAUUCGUGUGGCGUGGCAUCCUAAUGGAGCAGAAGAAGUUUUACCGGAAAAAAAGGUCAAAUUAUGCGACAGAUCUUUAAUGCCUGGUGAUGUUGUUCGGAAGAUAGUUAAAGGUAAAGACACUCAACUAGGAUACUGUCGCUAUACUGUUGUAAAAGCAGAUGUACAAGUAGUUGGUACCAAGCAGGUUUUGGUUGGGAUAGACAGUAGAGAGUUACACCCCCUUGAGGAAUUUGUAGCUGAUGUUGCAGUUUUCAAAGAUUCAUGGGUUGGAAUGGUUAAAACGGUUAAAACUGAGCUUACGUUACGUUGUAAUGAUGGAUCCAGAUGCCUUAUGUCUGAUGUUGAUGCAUUUGACAUGGAAGACAUCUUAGACCGCAGAGAAAGGGCAUCUGAAUUCAAAAAAUACAGUUUUUAUCCUGGGCAGCAGCUAUGGGGGCCCACGUUCUGUUUUCAAAAAGUAAAGUGGCUUACAUUGAACAAACCCCUUGCAGACUUGCUCAAUUCUCCCAACAAGAGUGUACGAGCAUAUGUUGAAGAUGUGAAAGUAGUUGCUUUAGGGGUUCAGUGGGUAUGCAAAGCUUAUAGUGAAGAGAAUUUUAGAAAUCAAGCUACUGAACAGCCCAAGUACCAUGUUACAGGAGAUGAUCUCAAAUCGGUCAAAAUGAUGAAUAUCUUUGAGCCAUGCACCCUUCAGAUUGGAGAUAGGAAUUAUUUAGUAAUGAAAGAUGAGUAUGAAUGCAUAUCUCUUCGCGAGUGGAGAAAUCGCAUUGCUAGUCGUCUCAAUGCCGAUAAUUCUCCCUUAAGCAAGCCAAAAGCUGCUAAAGGAACAGAAAGCAGAAAGAACACUGCUGUUGAGGAGUGUAAUGAGAAUUGUAAUGAGAAAGAAGAAUCUCAAAAUAAUACUAAAGACAUUUCUGAUAUUGAUGAUGGAGAUGAGGAUGAUAGCAUGAAAUCUUCAGAUGCAUCAUCAGUGACAAGUCGUUCAACUGCUUCUUCUAUUGAAACUGCUGCUAUCUUUUAUGUAGGUGUUACCAAAAAGAAAAAAGGUCCUCAUUAUGCGACUAAAAUGAAAAGAAAAAUGAAAAGUGUACGAAGGCGUGCAAUGAGACAUGUCAUGAAAGAAGCAUUGCCUUUGAAGCAUAAUUCUAAACUAGUCACAGAAACCCUAGUCACUGAAACAAAGGCUCAUGUUGUAUGGCAGGAUGGCACUGUAGAAUAUGAUAUUUUGUCUACAUCAUUAUAUCCGGUACAUCAUUUAGAUAGUCAUGAAUUUUUUCCUGGUGAUUAUGUUGUUGAUAGUAAAGAAUCUCGUCCAUAUGAAUAUGGUGUGGUUAAGAGGGUAGAUCAUAGUGGACGGACUGCAUUGGUGACUUGGAUGAAGACUUACCAUGCUGGAGCUUCCCCACAUCCUGAAGUACUGAAUGAACAGGAAGUGAGUGUUUACGACAUCAAAGAUCAUCCCGAUUUUAAAUAUCGACCAGGAGCAUGUGUUAUCCGUGUUGUUAAUGCAGAAGAUUCCAAUCCAGGCUCUACAGCUGGCCAGGUGGUAGAUGUUCAUUGCUCUGGGCAAGUUGAAGUAUCUUGGGUCAAUGGAGAUACAUCCCUUUGUUACCCGCAAGAACUGUAUCGUGUUGGGGAGUAUGAUUCCGAUGAUUUAUGGGCAGAUGACGAAUCCGUUUCAGAUGAAGACAGCUGGGAAACUGAGUCAGAAAAAUCCCUUGUUGGUCUUGAAGAUGGUAGCAUCACCGAGAAGGAUAUUGAUGGAGCUACGAGAGAUCUCGAAAAAAUCUCCAUCAAAUUUGAUGAUAAAGAUGAUGAAAAGUCUACUGAGGACAUGCAAGAAAAAUUGUUGGCAAACAUUGAGAAACUAAGAGCCGGUAUGGCUCGUUUAGAAGAAGUCUUUACUCAAAAUCCAACUCUUCAAACUUGCAAUGUCAUGAGAAGACUUUUGGAACUUUAUAAACACUGCAAAGUUUUAGAUCAGCUUUUAGGUACUACUUACUUCCAUGAACGCCAUCUUCAAUCACUUGUUGAACGCUUGAAACACCGAGGACGUGUCAAUAGUAUCCAGCAUAUGGCUGACCAAAUCUUCCGCCUUUUCUCUUCUAAUGAUGCCAAUAGUGAUGCCAAUGAAGCUAAGGAAGAUGUGGCUGAUUCCGAGAAGACACUAGUUAAUGACUCUUCUAAAAUUGAUAUAGACAUUCUAAUUGAUUCUUCUAAAGCUGAGGACUCUUCUGAAAUUGAAAAUGCCAACAUUAAUGAUUCUUCAAAAGUGGAUAUAGACAUUUUUAUUGAAUCUCCAAUCAAAGAAUCUCCUCCUUUGCUCACCAACCACUGCAAUGAGGAUGGUACAAACCGAAAGCCACUUUUGUCUCCGGUGAGCCCAACAUCCAGUGAACCUCGUAAUCUGUGCCAGCAGUUGUGUGCCAUCCUGAAAUCUCGUCUUCUCAAAGCACAUGAAGAUGCUGAACAGAGAUUUGGUAUGCCUAGAAGCGAGACUAGUGCUCUUCUAGCAGCAGAACUGGAACAAGUUACGCCAGCAGUUGAGAAAACAGAAGAAUCAGAAAUUCCUCCAAAUGAUAAAAACACCCAGACUACUGAACAAACUGUUCCUGAAGAAAAGCCUCCUCCUUCAAUUGUCCUGGAUGAUGAAGCCCCAGAAAUAAAUUCUGGGCAAGGUGUAUUUUCCAUAUUGGAAUCGGUUCCUGAUAGUCAUAAAUAUAAAUUAAGCAUCUUUCAGCCCGCGGAACCCAGUGCCUUCUUUAGAAUUGUGAGAAAGGAGAUGCAUUUAUUAAUAUCAUCUUUACCUGAAGGAACAAUUGUCAAGAGUUUUGAAGAUAGAAUUGAUCUGUAUUCUGUUCUAAUCAAAGGUCCCAGAAGAACACCCUAUGAAGAUGGUCUCUUUUUCUUUGACUUCCAACUGCCUGCAGAUUAUCCAAAAGUCCCUCCACUGUGCCAUUACAUCUCGUAUUGUUCAGAUCGCCUGAAUCCCAACCUGUAUGAAGGUGGAAAAGUUUGUGUCAGUCUUUUAGGAACUUGGGGUGGAAAGGGCACUGAGAUGUGGAAUCCAUCAACAUCUAAUCUCCUUCAAGUUAUUGUAUCAAUCCAAGGCUUGAUUUUGGUGUCAGAGCCCUAUUAUAAUGAAGCUGGAUAUGAAAGGCAGAAAGGCACACAGUUAGGGAUGGAGAACAGUAGAAUGUACAAUGAAAUGGUGGUUUUGAAAUUAGUGCAGUCUAUGACUAAAUUGAUAGUCUCUCCUCCAGAGGUAUUUCGGCAAGAAAUUAUUGAACAUUUUCAAAACCAAUCUUCAAAGUUUAUUCAGAGAUUAGAAAAAUGGUUAGAAAUAUCUGAAUCUUAUAAUGCUGAGCAUCCUUUGUCUCCUACCUCACCAACUACUUUUAAAGAGAUUCAUAGCAAGAAUUAUGAUUCCAGUGCUCAAGAUGUUCCUUUACCAGAAUUUCCACUUAUCCCUGCUUCAAAGGGCUUUUGUCUCACUCUUAGAAAAUCGUUGGCUGACUUCAAGAACAUUCUUUCAACCUCCCUUCCCCCACCAACCAACAGCUAGUCUAAAAAAUGUUCCUGCUCCUCCCUUCCCACCACCAAAGGAUGCAGCAUCUACGUAUUUAUAAUAAACUUAUUUAUGCAAUAAAACUAUCUUGCCAUGUAUUGUCCUCUUUUUUUAAAAGAAAAAUAUGAGUUAACUGUUUCAGUGCUGUCUCAAAAUUUUUCUUGUAAAAGACUUCAUGUUUUACCCGAUUUUUUGGCUAUCAUGUUCCUCAAGGUAAUAUUGUAUUCUGUGCAUUGCAAAACAUGUGGUGUUGUAACAUUUUGUCCACUAUGAUAAGUUUAAAAUAAUCAAAGAUUUCUAUGUAGGUUUGAUAUAAAUGCAAACUUCACAUAUUCUGCCUCUUUUGAGGAGUACAGUUUGUUUAAAAUUCAUAUUAAAUGCUGAGUUUAUCAUAUUCGUAUAGGAUGUAUUUUAUUUCUUUGGGACAUAAAAAAUUCUGUAAAGAGAAGAAUUAUUUUGUGAAUUAAUUUAAGAAAUAGAACAUAAUCUAUUUAUUUUAUAAAAAUUAAUAGAGAAUUUUAUUUUUUGUUAUCUAGUUUAAAUGUUUCUAAUAGCAUAUACUAUAUUAAUUAUUUAUUUAUAAGCAGCUUUAAAAAUUCAAAUGGGAAAUUAUAUGAGAAUAGAAUUUUUUAAACAUUUGAGUAAAAUACUACUUCAGAUAACAAUUGGAAUUGAAUGAAGCUGGUGAUAUUGAAUCUUCAAAUUUUGUUUGAAUUUUUGUUGAACUUGUUAGUUUUUCAUUGAAUUUAUUUUCAAUUUGUAGGUAUGGUAAAUUUUAUUUUAAUUGAAUAUUUUGAUUUUUGAAUAUUAUUUUUGUGAAUUUGUUUUUUUUAAUUGUCUUUCAUUUUCUUUUAUAAAAUUUUAUUUUGUUAAAACAUUGACAGAAUUUUUUUAGCAUAUCAGGAGCAUGCAGAGAAAGCAAAAACUACUGAAUAUGGAAGAUUGGUGCUUUUUGAAAGUUUAAAUUUAAUUUAAAAAAUAAAAUAACUUUUCAUUAUUUUAUAAAAUUAUAAUAUUCAUUAUAUAUAACUUUUCAUUAUUUUUAAUUCAUUGUUUGCAGACCUUUAAGAUGUUUCAAACAAAAUUAAUUCUUUGAGAUUGAUUAGUGUAAUAAAUUUAUUCUUAAUUCAAAUCACAUAUUAUCUAUUUUAGAAUUUAGAAGGGGGAAAAAAUUCCUUUGAUCUGUUUUCCGAAAGGUUUUAAAAAAAAGAAGAGGAAAAGUAAUUGUUCUAUGCUAUUGUGUAUUUGGCUCUUAGAGAUGCUUUUCUAAUCUUGCCAUUUGCAUUUUUUAACUUUUAGCAUAAUUUCCUCACUGAAUUAGAGUAAAAAAAGGGAACAUUUGAUAUAAAUGUGGUUGAUUUUUUUGUAUUAAAAGUAUUCCAGAAUAGUCAAAACUAUAAAAUUUAGACUGUUAUUUGAAAAGAAAUAUUUGUGAGAGUGGGAGACUUUUAACUAUUAAAGCAAUCAUCUUAUUUGUAUAAAUGAACCUGAAUUUACAUUUAAUAAAAGGUUAAAAAGAUUUUUACAUCUCUUGCGAUUUGCAAAUGCAAUUGCUUUUAAAUGGAUACUGAGUAUUCAUGGUUUCAAAAUUUGGCAUUAAAAGUAAUAGUCUAAUUUAUCUUUAAAAUAUCAAGUGCUGGUGCUUCUGUAUAUUUGUGGAGAUUGAUUCAAGUACUUCAGCUUUCUUCCCAGUGAAAUGCAUAUUUAGUGUAUUUAUUAGUCUAUAUGUCUGAUCCUAUGUGUUGUAAAUAUGUAAAUAUAAGUAUGAAAUUAGUUCAAGAGCUGCUGAUUAAAGUUCUAAUUUAUUAAUGA